Molecule: messenger RNA, 4517 nt
Organism: Anopheles funestus (African malaria mosquito)
Lineage: Eukaryota; Metazoa; Arthropoda; Insecta; Diptera; Culicidae
Gene: Cp190
Product: centrosome-associated zinc finger protein CP190
Exons: 3
Coding region: 231-3797 (1188 amino acids)
Biological process (GO): regulation of transcription by RNA polymerase II
Cellular component (GO): nucleus
Molecular function (GO): DNA-binding transcription factor activity, RNA polymerase II-specific; RNA polymerase II cis-regulatory region sequence-specific DNA binding; protein binding
Source: RefSeq, a predicted model, not a curated record
GCUCGACGCUUGUGAAAGCUUUCAGCAAGCAGCGUCAGGACGCCAUAUUGGUUUGCAGUAGUUUUCGUUGGUUUAUAAGGCAACUUUUGUGCGAGUUCUCGAAACAAAGCACAAUUUUGGUUUGACGAAGUGCUGCUAGAGUUGGGAAAAGCAGUUAGAAAGGACGCGCGGUGAACACAGUGUAUGUGACUGAUGUGAGACAAGUAUUCGUCAACACCUAAGCAGUACAAAUGAACAAGAUGACGCGAUACGCGGAGGCCAAAUCGGUGAAAGUGGACAACUGGGGUGUGUUUUUCCUGCAGAAGCUUCAAAACUUUUUCAACAAAACCGACCACUGCGAUCUGACGCUACAGUUCAACGACAACUCCCAGUUGAAGGUGCACCGGCUGGUACUGUCCGCCUGUACCGAUUACUUCAACCAUCUGGAGAACGUGUGCGAGAUGUACGACGACGUGCUGAUCAUGCCGAUGGACCUGCAGGCCGACGUAAUAGUGCCGAUCGUUAACUUCAUGUACACCGGAACGCUCGAAUUCCAGUACAAUAUGUACGACCGGUUGCUGAAAACGGCCACCGAUAUGAACAUGACCGUGCUGUUAAAGCUACUGGAGGCCCACCGUCAAACGUCGUCGCGCAUCGUGAAGCAACCGGUACUGCUAAACAAACAGGCACCUCGUGGCCGCGGUGUCGCCAUGUAUCAGGGUGCUGGGCCGCGUGUUAUGCCUGGACAGAGGGGACCCACUAUGGGGGGCAGGCCCCGUUUACCGAUGGUACGACAUCCGGUGCAUUCGUACGGCCACAAAGGGACGGCCGGUGUUAACACAAAGGACGUCAAACCGGGUCCUUCACGUUUCGAUGACGGUGAAAUGGGCGAUGGUUUCGAGGGAUCGUUCGAUGGGAUUACGUACGAAACCAAACCCCUGCUGACGGCCGAUCAGGUAAAGAAGGAGGAAGAAACUUCACCGUUUGAAAAGCUGCGCAAAGGUUACACCAACGCAAACGUGGUGAAGCGAGCGUCCAGCGGUUCACUCACGUCCCCGCCGGCCAAAAAGCCCAACCUCGAUGAGGUGAAAGAAUUCACCGAAGCGGCACGAAUGCGCAGCCAGCUGACGACGCACGAUGACGAUUCGCCGGACUAUGUGGACGACGAUACACACUUCAAUGAUGAUGACGAUGAGGACUAUCAGCCACCGGCCUCGGUUAAGGCUGCGUUGGCAAAGUCUGCCAACCAGCAGGCAGCAUCAGCCAAGCUGGCCAGCAUCAAGCAGGAAUCGAAGUCACCGCGAUCGGGUGAAAAUUCUUCCGCUAUGAAGCAGAUUACCGUAAAGGACGAAUCCGGCAGCGUUGAUCAUGCGAAGAUCAUAUCGGAAGUGCUGAAGAAAUAUCCCCAUCUGGUGAAGAAGAACAAAAACAUUAAGUUGAAAAUCAUGCAGAAACCUUCACCGACUAAUGCCAACAGCAGUUCAAGCGGCGCAACAUCAUCCGGAUCAAAAAUGGAGAUUCGUACCUCAACGCCUUUAAAACAGGACCUCUCGAUGGUACGCCGUGCGACGGCUAGCUUACGCAACGAAGCAGUUAAGACACCAUCCAGCACCUCAUCCGCGACGACAUCCACCGGGAAACCGGCGGCCAGCGGCACAACCAAAACGAUCGAUGCAAAAACAAUGCACGCACUGAUCGCGAAGGGUGCGGAAAACACGACCGGGCCAUGGUUGUGUCUGCGGUGCGGCAUUAACGGGCGCCCGAUUAGCAUUCCCAGCUACAAAGCGUUCUACAAUCACUUGAUCCACAAGCACAAGGAACGGAUCGAUGUGCGCAUUUGUGAGCACUGCGGGUACAAGGCGCAGCAGCGCAAUCCGCAUCUGAUGUAUCACUGGCUGACGGAGCACAAAAUUAAACCCCCGAUUAAGUUCCCACGGUGUGACGAAUGCGAUCACGUCGCAAUGACCGCCGACGAUCUGCAGAAACACGAAGAGGAAGUGCAUACGCGCGGGGAUCUGCAGCAGUGCAUCUACUGCAACAAGGUCUUCGCGAAGGAGAUGGAGCUGUACGAUCACAUGAAGGUGCAGCACAAGGAGCGUGCCAUCGCGGACGGUGUGCUCGAAUUUACCGACGACGAAGACUAUCAAACGGAGGAAGAGUUGGCGUCCCCGCAAAGCAAAGCGUACCCAGCGGCAGGAAGCAGCGGAGAGGGUAAAAUCAAAAUUCUUUCCAACAUUACGCUUCCACCCGCGAAAGGAGCGGGCGCGAUCGGUUCGGCACGCCACAUCACACUCGAACCAUCGUCAGAAGCGGAAGCGCUCAGCAAUGUUGCGUCCGGCAUUGCUACCAGUCUGACCCUUGUCGGUGACAACGGGGUUGUGAUCGAUGAUCCCAACUACCAGAAUCAGUUCAUCGAGGCGGAGCUGGCCAGUGUGCAUGGAGAAAGUGCAACCAGCGGCACGGGUACGGACACCGUCCCGAAGCUGGUGACAGCUGAUGGAACCGAGUUGCAGCUUACACAGUCACAGAAGGAUGAAAUUAUUUCCCAGCUGCAAAGCACCGGCAGUGGAAAUGACGUUGUAAUGGUAUUGAAUGAGGACAACUUUUCCGUCGGUUCCACGAUACAGUUGGACGAAGGCGUCCAGAUUGUUGAUACCUCCGCACAGAACAUUAUGGUGAUGUACAGCCAAACGGCCGAGGGUGGCUCGGAACAUAACGAUAGUCAAAAAUCCGAUUCGAAAGCGGCCGAUGUGACGGCUUCGGAGGAUGAAUUUUCGCAAGCAUCCGUGUCGCUGUCCGAAGACAAGGCAGCAUCGAUCGACGAAAAGCAAGUGUCAAUGGAAGAAGCGGAUGAAAGUCAAGGAUCGCGCCAUACGGACAAGCCGGAUGAAGACGAAGGCAACACAAUGGACGACGUGGAUAUGGAAACGAACGAAACGUUACAGCAAGCCGUCAAGGAUGAGUUGUUGGAUUUGGAGGAAGAAUUAAGAGCUCCCGACACGUCGACCGAAGGAGCGAAGGACGACGAUUUGGACGACUCGGAAGAUCGCCAGCAGUCGGAUAAAUUGAAGUUGAUUUCCGAGCUGGAAGGUGACUGGUCGGAGGAUACUGCAGACGAUCAGCCUGCCGCCGUCGCUCCGGCGGACGCUGAAGCUUCGGAAAAGUCCGCCAAAAAGGUGACUGUUGAUAAGAAACCAUCAACCACUUCUACUACUGCUGUUGCUAAAUCAGCGUCAAAGUUGGACACAGACAAAAAGGCGACAGUGGAGACAGGUACGGCGGCGACAGGGAAAAAGAAACCUUCUCCCGUUGAGCAAGCAUCGGCCAUCAAGGAGCGUAAAAAGUCAGCCGACGAGAAAGAGAUCUCGGAAAAGGAGAUCGACAAAUUGCUCGAUGAUUGGAACAACGAGGCCAAGCUGGAUGAGCUCGAGGAAGAGGCGGAUCUGGAGAAGGAAAUGGCAGAGGUAACUGGCGGGAAGGCUGCAACCGGUGAGGGUGAAAGCAAAAAGGCGAAAGACAUUAAAAAGGAAUCCCUACCGGUGAAGGACGAGAAAGCAGAUGUGCGCGAAGGCGAUGAUGGUAAGCAAAAAGAAGAUGCCGCGAAAAAGUCACCAGAAGCAAAGGAAAGCAGUACGGCGAAGAGUGCUAAGAAAAAUGGAACGGCAAGUGGUGAAGCGGCGGCAAAAGCGAAGCCAACCACCAGUGAACUUGAAGAGGAUGAAGGUGUUGAUGAUGAGGACGAUAAGGACAAAUCAUCCUCCAAGUCUAAGGAAGUUAGUUCACUGCUAGGCGAAUGGGACGAGGACGAUGAUCUGUGAAGCGGAGAUAGAGUUCUUUUUCGUUGGCCAAUUGUGUAAUCUAAUCGCUUGUUUUGCGUCAACACUAGUGUAGUGCAAGGACUCAUUUUUACUAGUUUAGUUGAAAAAUACGAUACGUGGUGGUCGAUUUAGCUUUUUUUUUAUUCAUACCCAUAGUAUGUGGUAUCUUUGGCCGAACGCUUAGCACGGCUCUAUGGGACCACCCGGCACGAUGAGCGAGAUUUAAUUUUAUUUUUGAUUAUGUUGUGUUUUUAAUUUCAUCUAACACAAAAGUACUAACAGUAAACUGUAGGAGGAAGGUUAUGGUUAUAGGAAAUAAUAAGGUGAAAAAUGGUAAAUUUUAGCGAUUGAAAUUACGUUUACAAAAAGUAGGUGUCAAUGCUAAUAUUCUGCUUAGAAAAUUUACUGGAAAAAUUACUUUGUAUUUUGCUAUGAUUUUUAAGCAAUUGCUAAAACUUUCUUGUGUGUUCUUUUCGUAUCGUUAAGAAAAUGAAGUAUGGCUUAGAUUACUCAUGCUUUAAUGUAUGCAUGUCUUUCUAACUACAUACACCGUAUGGGGAACUAUCGUGAACUGGGUUGAAGAUGUGCGACAAAUAAAACAUUUCGGUUUUAUUUCUUAGGUAUACAAAUGAUCGUAGGAAAAAAAGAUUAAUUUGUAAGCUAUAUUUUAUGUAUCCUUAGAUGCAAAAGAUGCAAUAAAUACAACUAUUUCACACGUAA